Aspergillus japonicus CBS 114.51 is the source of this 1369-nucleotide messenger RNA. Its product is annotated as alpha/beta hydrolase. Bases 42 to 1130 code for a protein of 362 amino acids. The transcript is spliced from 2 exons. The record is from RefSeq and is a predicted model, not a curated record. NCBI's taxonomy places the organism in Eukaryota, Fungi, Ascomycota, Eurotiomycetes, Eurotiales, Aspergillaceae.
UCUCGUUCUUCGACCUUCAACUUCACGCUAACGGAAUCACCAUGAAAGUUGCAGCUGCUCUGAGCCUUUUACCAACCUUGCUGUAUACCAUGCCAGCAACCGCUCAGAACAUGUCCUAUGCUGCCGACAACUUCUACCGGAGUGACAGCGUUACUCUCCGGCCCAUUAGCUUCAAGAACCAAUACCAGAUGACUGUGGCUGGGAAUCUCUUCGUUCCCCACAACCUCACUGAGAAUGGGGGCGGUGCACCAGCCAUUAUCGUCGGCCAUCCGAUGGGCGCGGUGAAGGAGCAGAGCGCCAACUUGUAUGCCACCAAGCUCGCCGAGCAGGGCUUUGUCACCCUAUCGUUUGAUCAUCAGUUCUGGGGAGGAAGCUCCGGGGAGCCGCGCAAUGCUGUCUCGCCUGACCUGUAUGCUGAAGCAUUCAGCGCCGCGGUCGACUACCUUGGCACUCAGGACCUGGUCUCGAUUGAUCGCCAGCGCAUCGGUGCAGUGGGCGUCUGUGGCAGUGGUAGUUUCCUCAUCAGCGCAGCCAAGAUUGACCCGCGAAUCCGAGCCAUCGCGACGGCGAGCAUGUACGACAUGGGCUCCGUCAACCGGAAUGGUCUUCAGCACUCCCAGAAUCUCACCCAGCGCCAGGCUAUCAUUGCCGACGCCGCGCAACAUCGCUGGACCGAGCUGGAGGACCCAAGCCAGACGGAAUACACUAGCGGUACACCCAACGAGCUGAAUGCUGACACUCCAGCCGUCGCACGGGAGUUUUACGACUUUUACCGGACUUCUCGCGGUGAAUUCACCCCGGCCGGUUCGACUCCGGAGCUCACUACUCACCCGACCUUGACCAGCAAUCUCAAGUUCAUGAACUUCUACCCUUUCAAUGACAUCGAAUCCAUCUCUCCUCGUCCCCUCUUGUUCAUCUCCGGCGACCAGGCUCACUCCCGGGAGUUCAGCGAGGAUGCUUAUGCCCGAGCCGCUCAACCGAAAGAGCUUCUUUGGAUUCCGGGUGCCGGCCAUGUUGACCUCUACGAUCGCGUCGACCUCAUCCCCUUCACCAGGCUCACCCAGUUCUUCCAGGCCAAUCUUGCCAGCAAUGGCACGGGUGUGGCUCGUCGGGGCAUGAUCUAUGCCUAAUCGCUCCACACCUGUCUCAUGCGGUGGCUCGGUACCAAAUAGCGGUGUUUCGGGUUAUGACUCUUAGGGCUGCCAGACUUUUAGCACUUGCUUUGGCACCUGUUUUGGCACUACUCAUUGAUUACUAUGCAAGACCACUUGUAAGGCUUACUCGUGGGGGCUGAUUAAUGUGACAUACUACCACAAAUAUGGCUGUUCGAUAGGUAUACUCUCAUACAUAUUUUUCAUUCAUUGUCGGC